UCUCUUCUCUUUAGCCUAAAGUGCGCAGCAAUGGGGCUGCGUUGAUGACUGAUGACAACAAUUUUGACAGUAGUUUUUUUUGUUACUAAAGUUGCAGAACAUUUCCUAACCCUUUGUUUCUUAUCUCUCCACAGUAGGUUCACUGCCAGGCUCAAGGCUCAAGCAAGAAGAAAGAAGAAAGAUUCAAGGUUCAAGAAAGAAGACGUCAAGACCUUUUCCGACCGUCAAGAUCCCCCAGUGCACUUGGUGUUUUUGAGUUGGACUUCCUGAACUCUCUUUCUUCCUGAGAAUUGGCUGUUGACUUCCUGAGCUUUUUGCUUCCUGAGGGCUUCGGCCUUUCAUGGCCACCCUGCCUUUUUGUUUUGGUAAGUUAUCUUUUCCUUUAAUCUCUUUAUUUUCUUUCUUGUUCUGUCAUCACUUGUCAUCAACGUUCUCGCCCCCCUGCUUCGUUUCCUUAAUGUCCGUACCACUGCGUGGUUCCAGACUUUUUCUCUUUUUGGCCGCUGUCUGCUCCUUUCAUUUCCAUGGUGUCUCUAUACCGCUGCUUGGUCCGAGUCUUUUCCUCCUUGGACCACUGCUGAAUAACUGGGUCUAAACCGAUGUUUAUAAUGUUCCUAUGUAUUUGUACAUUCCGUAGCAUCUACAAAUAAAUUACUCUAUGAUAAAAACCUUUUCUGAAGACAGACAUAAAUAAGUAACCUUUCAAAUAUCUAGUAGCUGAAAAAAUAUGCGCUGUAUUGGCCAGUGCG
Radiomyces spectabilis is the source of this 749-nucleotide messenger RNA. RefSeq lists its product as uncharacterized. The coding region runs from base 341 to 595 and encodes 84 amino acids. The transcript has 4 exons. NCBI's taxonomy places the organism in Eukaryota, Fungi, Mucoromycota, Mucoromycetes, Mucorales, Radiomycetaceae. The record is from RefSeq and is a predicted model, not a curated record.